Messenger RNA from Carcharodon carcharias (great white shark), 1943 nucleotides. It is a transcript of the gene bbln, whose product is annotated as bublin coiled coil protein. The transcript is spliced from 2 exons. NCBI's taxonomy places the organism in Eukaryota, Metazoa, Chordata, Chondrichthyes, Lamniformes, Lamnidae. The record is from RefSeq and is a predicted model, not a curated record. The coding region runs from base 103 to 357 and encodes 84 amino acids.
GGACUGCGUCAUUUGUUCCAUUUUGAGUUCGGAGGGCGCGGGGGGGUCAGAUUUCCGGGAGAGACUCCGGGGAGCGGCUGUUGUCCCCGGGGCAUCUCGAGGAUGUCGGGGCCGAACGGGGAACCGAAUGUCACCGUAAGGCGAGAGGAGGAAGAGGAGGAGGAAGAGGAGGUGCCCGAGGAAGAAUAUGCUGCACUUAAUCUGAUGCUUGAUCAGAUCAACUCUUGCCUGGAUAACCUUGAGGAGAAGAAUGAUGUCCUAAAUGUGAAACUUCGUGAACUGUUGGAGUCAAAUAGGCAGGUGAGGAUGGAAUUCAGGCAGCAACAAAUAGAUGCAACAGCGCCAACAGAUUCCUAGGACCGCAAUGCUUGACUCUGAUCACCGUUUCUCUAUCAAGCUCGAAUAUCACAUGUCCUGAUUAAGAAUUUUAAGACUUGUUUGCCAGCUGUAAUCAUUGCUAGCAGCUUUAUUUUCCCUUAAAAUUGGCUAGUUUUCAUCAUUGUACUGAGAUUUUCACUUUUUAUUAACAUCUUUGUUGAUUUCGGCUGUGGAAUUUCUGUUCCUUCCUUCAAGAGGGAGUUCAUUUGUAACCGAUGCUGUGCUUCAAUUGUGAGUUGCUAUAAUGAGAUGAGAAAUCUUAUUUCAAUGGGAUUCAAAUAAUUAAAAAAGUUGUGUUUGGUCCCAUGGACCGCUGUAAGUCACCUGACUAAUCCUAAUGUUUAGAACCCACCAUCCCGUUUAUACUUUAUUAUUCCAGUGUCAGCCUUGGUUUAGUGGGUAGCACUCUUGCCUCUUGAGUCACAAAGUUGUAGCUUCAAGUUCCAUUCCAGGACUAGUGACAACAAUUCUAGGCUGACACUAGUGCAAUAUUAAGGGCGCCCUGCGCUAUCAGAGGUGCCAUCUUUCUGAUAAGAUGUUAAACAUCUACCAUCCACCCUCUCAGGUGGAAAUGAUGCUAAGGCACAAUUUCAAAGAGCAGGGCAGUGCUUCCUGGGGGCCUGGCCAAUAUUUAUCCUUCAAUCAGCAUCACAAAACCACUGCUGUUUGUGGGAGCUUGCUAUGUACAAAUUAGCAGCUGCAUUCUUCACAUUACAAGACCAGUGACUGAAUUUCAAAAGUAUUUAAAUUGACUAAAGUGCUCUGGGGCAUCCGAUAGUCAUGAAAGGCGCUGUAUAAAUGCAAAAUUUUCUCUUGACUUUGCAAAUAGAAUUAACCUCUGCCAACCAUUCCAUCCAUUCACCAUAAUCUAUGUAAAAAGUUAAACCUAAGCUGUCUUUUCACCCUCCCUCCUUUUCUAAGUGAGGGAUUAUGCCAUUGUAUGUAAUCGGUGCAUUAUUGUUUCUUAUCUGUAUGCUUCAAGGUCGUAACUAAUUAUCACUGGAGCCCUCUCUUGUGUAAACAUUUCCAGAUUCUGUGGCCUUUCCCCAUUAUUCAGGUACCCACUACCAGAGAGAGAAAUUUGGUCACCAGAACUGUACCUAGUAUUCUAGCUAGGGCCAGACUCAUGCUUAAUCUUUGAGAUUUAUUCAUUCUUCCUCUUAAUAGUUUUCUCACUUUACUGAAUGUUCCUGCCAUUCCUGUAACUGACGUUUAAAGCUAUAUUAUUCAAUGGGACUAUUGUGUAACAAAUUGUAAUUUGAAAAUCUGUCAAGCAAAUGGUUUGAAAAAAACACAUGCAUUAAUAACACCCAAGUCAUUCUGAAUUGAAGGACAUCUUGCACCAUGUUUUUGCUGUUUUACUUACCGUAGAUAUCAGCAUAUAAGUCGACCUUUGAAGACUCCGAAAAUAGUUCCACAAACGGGUGUCAACUUACACAUCGCGGAUAAAAUGUGAACUGCCUGUGUGGGUAGUUGCCAUUUUGAAAUGUGAAAAGAAAACAUAACACUGGUAAUUCAUAAUUAAUGUGGCACUGUUCAUUGAAUAAAUUAAUAGUACAAAGAUA